UGCGAUUCCGGAUUACGCACUCGAGUGUCGUUUGUAGAGAGGAAUCAGAGGAAGAAGUGACGUCGAGCGAGCAGCGACAAGCUCCGCAAUUAUGGUGGCGAGGACGGCUGGUUCGGACACCGUCGUUUCAGCUUCGGAGGAGAUGACCGUGGAAGGAAUUCGGUGCCCCGAGCAGCGGAGCAGUGAGAGCCGCCGCCCCGACAGCAAGUGCAACUAUGUCUACGAGGGUCGGGAUUGCUAUCCCAUGCCCGUGGUUGAUUUGCAUGGCCUCGAGGACGAGGAUCCGCAGAUCAGAGCCUCUGUUCUGCGAGAGCUGAAGGAAGCUGCGAAGGUCGGUUGUUUUACGACGGUGAAUCAUGGCAUCGAUCCGAAGGUGCUCCUGCAGCUCAGGGAGAACGCCAACGCAUUCUUCUCUCUGCCUUCCGAAGACAAGGCCAAGUGCGCCAAGGUCCGCGGCCCCGGGGCCUUACGGGCAGUCGGCUAUCAGGGCCAAUUUCAAGACCUCACCGAGAAGGCCUUUAUCGUGCAGCGCCGGGAAGUUUUCGAGAUUCAAGGGUGCCCGCUGGAGGGCCGGGACUCCGUUCCAUGGCCCCAGUCAUCGCCUUCUUUCAGAGAGAGCCUGGAGACAUUCGCCGAGGAAAUUUGCAAACUGUCGACGUGGGUAUGCGAGUCGCUGGCUGAAGCGCUGGGUUUGAGUCGGGAUGCCUUUAUCAAGCAGCUCGUCGGGGGUGUACAUCAGCAAGUUGUCGCUUGCUCGUAUCCUGUACCAGAAAAGCAGCCCCAGGUCACCCCAAGCUCGAUCGGAUUCGGUGCUCAUUCGGAUCUUCCUGUCUUCAACGUUGUCGUGGAGGAUGAGAGUGGUGGGGCACAGGUGUGGCAUGACGAUCAAUGGAUGAAUAAUCGUCCCAUUUCUGUGGGUGUCAGUUUCUUCCUCGGUGAUCCCAUAGAGUGCAUGAGCAACGGGAUCUACCACUCGAUGAUUCACCGAAUAAUUGCGCCGAGUAACAACAGCAGGUUUUCGUGCGUGACCACAUUCGAGCCUGUGGAUAAGGACGCAACUGUGAUACAGCCGGUGCCAGAGCUUGUGGCAAGGUCGGGCCAGCCUGCAAAAUACGUUGCUUACAACUUCGGCGGCCGUGCCAAAUCAAUUAUGUUUCAGCGAUUCGAUCCGGAGAUUAUGACCAAGCGGUUUAUGGUCACAGAUUUCUCAGUCAUCGAUCCCUUGCGGAAUUUUUCUUACAGAGACGGUGUCUUUCAUAUCGGAAGCCGGCCACUUGGAAGUGCCACAGAGGGCUAUUGAUGGAGAGCACCAAGAGGCUCGUCCCAAACAUUGUGUACAUACUACCUUAUUCACUAUUCCCUUAUUUCAUAAUCGUUAAGCUCCCAGUGACGGGUCUGAUGGUAAUUAUGAAUCAAUGACGGGUAAAUGAAUUGAAUAAUAGAAUCUCAGGUUGUCGAUGAUUUCGGUGUGAUCACUGCUUGUGAUCAACCUUUUACCUUCAUGUAUAUUUAGGGCUUGUUUGCUCUGACGAUGUUUUCACUGAUCGAGGAUCAGAAGUUUACGGUGAACAGCCCUCCAUUAUCGGACGAAAAAUCUGAAUGUUUAUGAAGAAAAUGGCCUCGCCCGGGGAUCUAGCCAUCGGAGGUUUGCCUGUCCAAGGAUGUGAACAACGAAAAUAGACAGUAAAAUGGACAUUCUUUCUGUUAGCAGAGGAGAGGAAUAAUAUAUAUCAGUUGUGGAUGGUAAUCUGUUUAUUUGGAGAUGAUUACAUACUAGGACAAGGACUGAGGACUUUGUCAACUCAAGUACAGAAUCUCAAUGUUGACCCUUUAAACUGUGCCGUUGGUCCCUUAGUCCGCACCCCCUUGGAUCCUGAGCAGCUAGACUUCAUAAUCGAGAUAUUACAUCUCCAUACAACAGCGAACCUCCAUACCAGUGAACCUCCAUCCUCGCUAAACAGCGUGUAUCAUAUGGUCUUUCUCACGCUGCACGUCGGUCUUGAGAAGCUUCUGCGUGGAGCCAAUUUUGACGUUCCACCAUUAUCCAAGCAAUACUGCUGGAACGACACUAACAAUACUAUCAGAAAAAACAGGAAAUUAUGGCAUGUCUUACCCAGGAUCUGUCUAAACGUUUGUCGGACAAUGAUCUUGCAAACAGA
Messenger RNA from Marchantia polymorpha subsp. ruderalis, 2159 nucleotides. The record is from the annotation of a GenBank genome assembly. NCBI's taxonomy places the organism in Eukaryota, Viridiplantae, Streptophyta, Marchantiopsida, Marchantiales, Marchantiaceae.